Molecule: messenger RNA, 2387 nt
Organism: Raphanus sativus (radish)
Lineage: Eukaryota; Viridiplantae; Streptophyta; Magnoliopsida; Brassicales; Brassicaceae
Exons: 3
Coding region: 555-2126 (523 amino acids)
Source: RefSeq, a predicted model, not a curated record
GUACCCUUUCAAAAUUCAGGUCCUUCCUAAAGGAUGUGUUUUUUUUUUGGGAAUUUUGCCGAUAAGGAACAAAACAACUCUAAUAUUGUCCCCUUAGAAUAUAAAUCAUAAUCUUUGUCCCCUUAGAAUAAAUAAUAAGACAAAUCCUGUUUUGUCCUUUUCCCUUACUAAACAAGAGUUAAAAAAAAAAAUAACAUUGCAUAAAAAUAAAAAGUAAAGACAGUAGAAGUAAAAAAAAAAAAUUAACAUUGGAGUCUCCGACUCUCUCUCUCGCGAAAGGCGAUAUCUCCGCCGUGUUCUUUCUCUGGUUGAAUCCGUUCGUCGGAGAGAUUGAACUCGUCAUCUCAUCACUCCGUCGUCGUAGUCACGCCUCUCCGUCGUCCUCACAUCUCUCCGUUGUUGUUCCAGUUUCUCUCCGUCUCUCCUCUUUGCGAACCACCGUCGUCGUCACUCUCCGCUGCAGCCGAUAGGGGUUCUUCAAGCCUCUGAGUGACCAUUUGCUUCACAUUGAUCCUCUUCUGCUCUUCCUACAUCUCGAUUCCCAAUUGAAAGGAAUGGCUUUACAGUUUCCAAAACGGAUUCUUGAAGAAGGAGCUGAGUGCAAGGUUGAUAAGAUUAACAACACUUGUAGACGUACACUUCUGGAAACGGUGAAGGAGGUUCUCAAGGAUGAGUAUGAUGAAGUUUUGAAGGAUCAUGUCUUUGGUCCGAUUCUGGCAAUCGUAGACAACAAGCUCAUUUACUCAGGGAAGAUUGUUCACAGCUUCAUAUGCAAGCAGCUCAGGGUUUCCAAGCUUCAUGAGUUGUGGUUUCUGUUUGCAAAUAGGCCUCUCAGGUUUUCUAUGCAAAAGUUUUAUGCUGUCACUGGAUUGAAGUUCAGAGAAGAACCGGAAAUAGACUUCAAUAACUGGAAGAGUGAUAAGGGGUUUUGGAGCACAGUGCUGAAUAAAAACAGAAAGGUCAACUUGUUGAUGAUAAGGGAUGAGCUUCUCAAAGUCUGCAACCAGUGGUCGUAUGUCGACAGGGUGAGGCUAGUUUAUCUAUGUAUUAUACAUGGAUUCGUCCUUGCUAAGGAUUUGAGAGUGUUUAUUCCUCACGAGUUGAUUCGUUUGGUGAUGGAUUUUGAGAAAAUGAGGAUGUAUCCUUGGGGUCUUCGCGCGUUUGAUGAGCUCACUGCAUCAAUUUUCAAAGCAAGGGAAGAUUUGCAUCUGAAGAACAGCUAUGUGUUGGAUGGUUUCUCAUAUGCGUUUCAGAUAUGGAUUAUGGAGGCAAUCCCGGACAUCGGGUCUAUGGUGGGUACAAAGAAGAAGAAAACCCUGACCAAAGUGAGAUGUAGAAAUUGGACAGGCAGUGGAAAGGUAUCAUACCAAGAUAUCACCAGCCUAGAGUCACACUUUGACAAGGGAAAGCUGUUUCCGUUUAUAUCAUCUACUGGAAGCUCGACUGCGAUAGAUAAUCCUGAGUUCUUUAGGGAAGAUGAGAAGAAUGACGAAAGAGUCAGUCGCAUUGUUGCUCUCAUUGAUGCGAAACAAGACUGGAAGCAGUUCACUUGGGAAGUUGAGACUUUGCCUACAAAUAUGGACUUAUCUGAUCCAGAAGAGGAUGUUGAGGAAGCGGCUGUUGCAGAGGAACCGGCUGUUGGAGAGGAUCCAGCUGUUGAAGAAGAAGCAGCUGUUAUUGCAAAAAGGGGGAAGCGUAAGCUAAUUGAUCCUGGUGUCGAGUCUCGGAAAAAACAGCUGCUCUGUGAUCGAGCGGCUGAACAUAACAGUGGUGUCUCAGGUGAAAUGAAGACCUUCAUUGAGGGUUUGUUCAAGGCUUCUUUCACCUCAUUUACGGAGCUGGUGCAGAAGGACAUACAAGAGCGUUUUGACAAGUUUGACAAUGAUAUUACUCUGCUCAAGGAUAAGGUGUCUCAGAUUACAGAUCUUUCAGAUACAGUUGGAAAAGACAGAGCAUCUGAGAUUCCGAGUCCAUCAGCAACACUUGGGAAAGAACAAGAAAAAUCAUCACAGAGUCAGGAUCCUUUAGCAGCAAAGAGAAAAGCCAAAGGCAAGGCAGCUGACAGUGUGGAUCCUCUGCUGCUUCGUCGUAGUUCUCGGCCAGUAAGAAAGGUAACGAAAACAUGAAGCUUUGUAAUAUAUCGGACAAAUUAUCUUCUGUUCUAAGUUACUCUGUGGUUUGACUAUUUUGUAAUCUCCUUGUAUUAUGCUAUGUAGUAUAUCGGCUUGUAAAAGUGUGGUGUAACACAAUUUUCUGUAUUUGUUAUGUUAACUCUUUUAUGCUAUUAAUGUUAUGUUUGGUUUUAUUAACAGGAUGACAUUGAGAUGUUGGAUUUUUUGAAGAAUUUGACUCUAUCAUCGAACUAUGUAGAUAAGGGGACCCAAGAA